AUGCUUUUACUCGGAACCUUCCUCACGCUCCUUACUUCGAUUAACGCUCUCCCUGUGCCGCCUGCAGCGCACUUCCCUGUGCCGCCUGCAGCCCCCUUCACGAACAACUUCGGCGCCCAGCUCGAGUGGGUCGACUGCACGGUCAACGUGCCCGCACCCGUCCAGCAGCAGUUUAACGUCACCACUUGGAAUGCCACUGGACUCCCGACGCUCCCUUCGACGCUGGCAUGCGGACACUUGACCGUUCCGCUCGACUAUUCGGCUCCGAUCAGCGACUCGAAUAACAUUACCCUGGGCUUUGCCAUGCACCGGCCGGGUAACGCCUCCCAGUUGCUCAACUUCAACCCAGGUGGCCCCGGUUUGGAGGCUGCUUCGUUCGCAUGGGGAAUCGCUCUCAACUCCUCGUCGAGUGCCAUGUUCGAUGGCGUGCUUGACCAGGACUUCCUGGCUGUUGAUGUCCGCGGUGUUGGGCAGUCGAAUCCUUUGAACUGCUCUUUGGUCGCCGCCUCACAGAUACCUAUUGCGCUCCCAACAGACGCAGCUUCCUUCGCGGCUUAUCAGGCAUCUGUCGCUGCAUUUGCGCAAUCUUGUGUUACCGGCAGCUCUCCGCCGGGCAUCGUCCAGCACGUUGGCACCCAAGAAGUCGCGCAGGACUGGAACACCUUGAUGAACGCCCUCAACUAUACCAAGAUGAACUUCUUGGGCGUAUCAUACGGGACCUUCCAAGCUGCCGAAUACGCCUCUCGUUUCCCAGAAAGCGUUGGCAACUUUGUCCUCGACGCCGUUCUCUCGCACGCAACGGUCGAUCAAAUCGCCGUCGCUGAUCAGAUCACGGCGGUCAACCGUCUUGUUCUUCGCGCGGACGAUUUCUGCCAAUCCGAUCCGUCUUGCCCUUUCAAGGAUCAGGGCAACGGCAGCGUCCCCGAGGCAUUCACCAAGGUCAUCCAGAUGGCCGAGAACGGUUCCUUCAGCGAUCUCAACGUCACCGCGACGCUGGCCAAGUUCGCGUUGUACUACACGGUCAACUCUUCUCCGGACUUCCCCAAGUUCAACCUGGCGCUCUCGCAAGCAUUGAACGGCAACGCGACGCUUCUGGUACCUGAUCCGGUGAUCAUGCUGGAGAUUGUGAACGUGUUACCGAUCAUCUGCGCGGACGAGGCUGGCGACGACAAUACUCUGGGCGGCCUCGUGAAGUUGAAUCAGAGCGCAUCUGCGGUCGACACGCUCGGUUUCCAAUACUCGCAGUUCUGGCAGCUACGGCUCAUGUGCACCGCUUGGCCGUUCUCCGCCAGGCCGAAGCAGACCUUGCACGUUCAGUCCCCCAUGUUAUUCGUUACCGCAGACUACGAUCUCAACACACCGACGGAGCUCGCGACUCUCCAAUGGCAGGAUCAAUCCCCGCAAUCGACUCUGGUGGUCCGUCACGGAGACGAUCAUGGUACGACGAUGCUUGCUGGGCAACCCGCUAGCCAAGACGCGAUUGCUUUCCUUUCAUCGGGCACGAUCCCCCAGCCGACGGAGCAGCAACUCGUCAGCGUUUACGCUCCUGGCUCGCAGCGUCCGCCGGUCACGCCCCCUUACGUCGCACCCAUCGGGAAGGAUGCCGGAGACUUGUCGACGGUUGAGACGAUCUCUUUUUGAAUAGCUGAGAGAUUCUCGGGAGAUGAUAUGCACCUGUGCGGCUGGGACGGUCUGUAUGAUUGCUAGGACAAUAUACUUUGACCCCGC
Messenger RNA from Punctularia strigosozonata HHB-11173 SS5, 1728 nucleotides. Its product is annotated as alpha/beta-hydrolase. NCBI's taxonomy places the organism in Eukaryota, Fungi, Basidiomycota, Agaricomycetes, Corticiales, Punctulariaceae. The record is from RefSeq and is a predicted model, not a curated record. The coding region runs from base 1 to 1641 and encodes 546 amino acids. The transcript has 12 exons.